UUCAAUUUUCCAGAAACUUCCCCUUUGUAAUUUCGAUUCCGUCUAUUCUCUUUAACCCUCAGCCUAAACUCUCAAUAUAAAUUGGGAAGCAGAAAGAAAUCUGACUCCCAUACUCAAUUUCAUCUCCUAAUUCUCCGUUCCUCUCAUCCAAUCCUUCCCAGCCACUGAAGAAGCAGAAAGCUCGCUGCUUUGCUCCCGAGUUCCGAUACACUGUCCUUCGCUUCAAGUUCUUGCGGGCUCUUCUGUAAGUAUGUUCGAGAAAUUCCUUGUGGGUUUGAGCUAAUUUUUCUGUAUUCGAGUUUCUAAUCGAAUUGGUGAAUGAUUUGAGGGUUUCCGUUAGGUGGAAUUUAGAAUUGCUGGGAUCUCAAUGUUAAGAUUUUUUUAUGAGGGUUUUGGAGAUCGUCUUUCAAUUUAAGCUCUUUUAACGUUUCUGGUGGGUUUAUGGUUUUUAGCGUUUCUGCUUUGAUCUAGGGUUUGGAAGGAGGGGAGAGAGUAGGGAAAUCUCGACCUAUUCUGCGGCUGAAAUUUCAGGCGAUGCAGGUUGCUGAGGAUUUCGAAUGCAAUAUCUGCUUUGACUUAGCUCAGGAUCCAAUUGUUACCCUCUGUGGCCAUCUCUACUGUUGGCCAUGCCUCUACAGAUGGCUUCACCACCACUCCAACUCUCACGAGUGCCCUGUUUGCAAGGCUCUAAUUCAGGAAGAGAAGUUGGUACCUCUAUACGGCAGAGGCAAAACACAGGUCGAUGAUCCUCGGUCCAAGUCGUAUCCAGGCAUCACUGACACCCCUCCAAGGCCUGCUGGGCAAAGGCCGGAGACCGCCCCACCCCCUGCACCAGACAACGAUUUCGGUAACUUUGGGUUUGGACCAUUGGGAGGAGGGUUUGUUCCGGCGGCUAGUGGAAGGAUCGGCAACUUCGCGUGGUCUGGUGGAUUUGGUAUUGGUUUUUUUUCUCUGUUCCCAUCAUUGCUCAAUUUCCAGUUCCAUGGAUUCCAUGAUGCUGCUGCCUAUGGAACUGCUCCUGGUUUCCAUAAUGGGUUUCAUAACUUCCAUGGUGGCCAUGCCAAUUGGUUCCCACCACCGAGCAAUCGACAGAACCAGAGUGAUACUGCUUUGAAGAACCUGCUCUUGUUGGUUGGUUUCUUCGUAAUCCUCACGCUUAUGUUUGGGUAGAUGCACUCUAAGCUACAGAGUCAUUUUAUAAGUUAUUACGUGUUGGGAGGUUCAUGUAAGUUUGUAUAGAUAUUCAGCCAGUGCAGCUGUGAUAAGCAUGGCUGUUGAUUUUUUUUAGCUUAUUGAGAAUAAUGCACUGAGUAGCAAGAUGCUAGUAGUACUACUUGUGGAUUCUUAAGAGCAAGCAAGUUCUUGUGUGUGGUGACAUUGGGUAUAAUGAUGAUAGCAAGUUGUAUCCAGUACUUGUUCCAUUUUAAUGGUUGCUGUUCUUUUGGUGCAAUGUGUGUGAAUCUCUCAGCAGAUUCAAACUAUUGCCCUUUUUAGAUUGAGCUGGCGUUUGCUGCUUAGUCCAUCUGGGUUCUUCUGGUAUGUAUGUCUAUUCCCUGCUUUAUGAAGCAAGUGGGACCAGGAGCAGGACUUUUGAGUGAGUAGUCCAUGUCCAAGUUGGACUUCUGCAGGGUAGCUGUUGAUUGGUACGCUUCGCAGGAAGUGGGAAUUCAUGGGAUUAUUAUUGGUCGAGUUAUUCAUGGGAUACCUUGAGAAAAGAUGUUGUCGACACUAGGGAUUUCGGCCUUCGAUCCCUUUGACUUGCCGUCAAUGUCUCUUCAUCUUUUGCUCAUUAGUGUAUUUACAGAUGAUCAGAUCAGCUGGCUAUUGUAGCAGUUUGUGUAAUCCUGGAUAUGAUAUGAACUACAAAUCGCUUAAUCCGAAUGCGACUUCAACGACUCUACCAUACUCGUCAGACUCCGGAUGCUUAUAACCACAUCCUUAAACAGACAUAGGCAGCAUUUUAGUGACAUUGAAUGCUUGAUGGUUGAGAAUUAGGAUCGGGCAACAAACCGCUAAUGUUCUGCUCAAAGCCCUCUAGUGCUAUGUAUAAGAAAUUAGGAUCGAUCCC
This is a messenger RNA of Linum trigynum, 2068 nucleotides long. The record is from the annotation of a GenBank genome assembly. Lineage: Eukaryota; Viridiplantae; Streptophyta; Magnoliopsida; Malpighiales; Linaceae.